This is a messenger RNA of Helobdella robusta, 363 nucleotides long. RefSeq lists its product as hypothetical. The transcript has a single exon. The record is from RefSeq and is a predicted model, not a curated record. Bases 1 to 363 code for a protein of 120 amino acids. Lineage: Eukaryota; Metazoa; Annelida; Clitellata; Rhynchobdellida; Glossiphoniidae.
AUGCAUCAAAGAUAUCCGUCUAAUCAUUCUACACCUCGUAAAGUCAAUAGAAAGAAAGUCCUUGCUUCAAGUGCAGACAAAAUCAAGACAAGUAAACGACGUCUGUCUAUAGCUAGAGAAACCGAAACAAUGAAAACGUGGCGUGACUCGAAAAGGAAUAACGCAGGUUUUAAGAGCAAAGACCUGGUUCUACGGCCCAGAAAAAGGCAAUGUCCGGCGAAACUCCUAAGGAAUUGGAAAGAUCGGUGCAAAAGAUACCCUGCAAAACUCCCAAAGAAUUGGAGAGGUCGGUACAAGAUCACUAACAAGUUAAAUGACGUAAUGAAAAGACCUAUGAUCAUGGAAAAAAAUGGACAAAGAUGA